Molecule: messenger RNA, 8566 nt
Organism: Temnothorax curvispinosus
Lineage: Eukaryota; Metazoa; Arthropoda; Insecta; Hymenoptera; Formicidae
Gene: FoxP
Product: forkhead box protein P1-like
Exons: 19
Coding region: 1572-4286 (904 amino acids)
Biological process (GO): regulation of transcription by RNA polymerase II
Cellular component (GO): nucleus
Molecular function (GO): RNA polymerase II cis-regulatory region sequence-specific DNA binding; DNA-binding transcription factor activity, RNA polymerase II-specific
Source: RefSeq, a predicted model, not a curated record
GCAGGCAGGCAGGCAGGCAGGAGGCAGGAGUCAGGCGGCCAGGCAGACACAGUCAAGCGGGCUCGUGUACGUUCACUCCGUCCGUCCGCCCGUCGUCGCUGCGCGCUCCGUUUUCCGUGCACGUCCGUCCGCUCCGACCGAUUCGGAAAGGAGUAAUAACGCGUCGCGCGUCUCGGCUCCGCGUGUUCCCGACUUAUCAAAUCGCGCGCGCCGCGCUGCUUCGAGCGGGGAGCCGCCGGACGAUCGUACCUGCUGCGCCGGGUCCUUCGAGCUGCUGCGGCCUCCUCUGCGGCGGUGGCGGCGGCGGCGGCGGCGGUUCGAUUCGAAAACCCGCCGAAAUUCGGAAGCGAGAGAGAGAGAGAGAGAGAGAUCUCGGGGCCGUUCGGCGCGGCACGACGGAUUCGCUUCGGCCGGUUUCGCCAGUGUCAAGAGAGAGAAAAAGAGAGGGAAAAAUGAGCGAAGGGAGAGAGAGAAGUGGAGAGGAAGAGGAACAGUGCUUUUGUUGAUAAAACAUACCGCGCUGUACACGUGAAUUUUUGCUGCGGCGCGGGCGCGGUGAUGAAAACGUCAACCGCGCGCGUCUCUCGACGUGUCGAGACGGUUAAUUCGUUGAAUCGUUAAUUGGAUUGUGUGCGUGAGUUAAUGACUCGUUUGCCUAAUUAAUUAUCCCGUGUCGAUGAUCGUCGUGAGUGUCGGUGCAAUGAUAAACUUUGUGACAGUGCAAUCUAUAGACGAGGAUAUAAGAAAAGCAUAGGCAAUUGGAUAUCGCCUAACCUAAAAGGGUGACAGUUUUUCUAGUCAGAAGAAAAUUAUGAUGACACUUUACAUCGGAGCACGAUGAGUUGAUAAUGAGUGAUUGCCGGUCAGUUUAAAAGCAGCACGUCCGUCAUUUCUUCUCAAUAUACAUUCAGUUCCUGGAAUUUAACUAGCGCUUUACUCGUAUUAUAAUUUGCAUUUACCGGCAAUCUUUUUACUUGGAUAAUUCUUUUUUACGCUAAUUUUAAAUAAUAAAAAACGCAAAAUAAAUCAUUGAUGCAAACUGACGUAAAUUAUAAAAAUUCGAGGAAAUCUUUGGGCUGUUGAGCGUAUAAUUUUUCGAUGCAGAAAAAAAAUACAGCAGGCAUUAAUUUUUGUGCAAUAUUUUGUAAUAUCAAGUUGUUGAACAACGACAGUCGCAGCGUCGUGUUAACAAAGUGCAAUAUAAUGUACGACGUGCAAAAGAGGAGGAUUCGUUAACGAGCAAUAGACGAAUUUGUAAUUAUUUAGUGCGUCAGAGUGACACGGUGCGUUACGCGUCGUUUGUGAUUGCGGAAGAAGAGUGAGUAUUGCAUAGUGGGGAGGAAUACGCGCAUUUCCGGGGAAAAUAAUCACACGUUUUGCACGUUUCAGGCAAAUCGGUCAGUGGUGUAUACUUCCCUGGCUUCUGAGACACAGUGACGUGGCUUGUUGAUGGACACAUCGGUGAAAAUCCAUUCGACAACGGUUCGUGGGGAAAGGAGCAUUUUCAGCCAUCGACAGUUCCCUGGCAGCUGAAUCCGCGCAGCCACGGUCGUCCUAGUGACGAUGGCAUAAUGGAUCAUGAUACAGACGGAGACGGCGCGAUCAACUUGUCAACGUCACAGCGACCCUCCGCCGCCACCACCCCUAAUGGUGAUACUUCCACUUACGGGCAAGAUCAACAAGACAACGAUCAGGCUACUUCGCUGUUUGCAGCCCUGAAGCAGCAGCAACAGCAAUCGCGUGACAGCGUCUUCUCGUCGCGGGACCGCGAGUGCCGCGACAGGGACCGCCUGUCUACGGCCCGCAAUCGCGACUCCGGCAGAGGCAGUAUAGCGGAGGCCGGCGGCGGCGGCGGCGUUGCUGAUCAACAGCAGCAGCAACAGCAGCAGCAGCAGCAGCAGGAUCUCAGCAUCGAGUACCAAAGCAAUGGGAAGCUCAGUCCCGCCGGGCACGCAGUGACACCAGCACCCAUGACCCAGCAAAAGCAGCCAAUCAUCACGCAGCAAUCGCAACAGCCCAGCUCAGGGGCACCGGGGCCCCAACCUAGCCCGCAUCAGAGCCCGCAGGCCCCACAGAGGGGUUCACCGCCGAAUCCUUCCCAGGGCCCGCCACCCGGUGGCCCGCCAGGGGCACCGCCGUCGCAGACCCCCUCGCAGAUGAUGCUCAGCUCGGCGAGUGGCCUCCAUCAGAUGCAACAAUUGCUGCAGCAACAUAUACUCAGCCCCACGCAACUGCAAUCCUUUAUGCAGCAGCACACGUUGUACAUGCAGCAACAACAACAGCAACACCAUCAGGAUUCAUCUUCCGAUCAUGCAUCUAAUCAGGAACGAUUCGGUUAUUUCUCUUCUUUAAAGAACCAUCAGCAUCAACUCGCGGAACUCAACAAAAAACAACUGGAGCAGGCAAUGCAGCAACUGCAGGAACAAUUGCAGCUGAACUUAUUUCAACAGACGCAUUUAUUGCAAACGGCGGACAAGAAGAAGGCAUCGGCGCCUCUCCAGCAACUAGCGAUUCAGCAGCAGCAGCUGAUACAGCAACUGCAGAUCACGCAAAGGCAAUAUCUAUUGCAGCAAGGACUGAGUCUUCAGGGUCAUAACCCUUCUUCAGCAGGUUUGGCACCGCCAGGUGAUACUCUCCCGUCAUGGAAGUCAGAGCCCUCGGAUACACCGGAAUCCCACCAGAAUUCCAACGUGUCGAAAUCCAAUUCUGGAUUGAACGGCAUUCUGAAUUCGAUAGCUUCGAGCCGACGGUCCGAGGUAAACGGCACAACGCCGAUGGACGAGAAGCCGCUGGAUGCCUCCUGCAACGACAAGGUCCAUCCCCUCUAUGGCCAUGGGGUUUGCAAGUGGCCAGGCUGUGAAGUAAUUUGUGAAGACUAUCAAGCAUUCCUUAAACACUUAAAUACAGAGCACACAUUGGAUGACCGAUCGACAGCGCAAGCCAGGGUCCAGAUGCAAGUAGUGUCGCAGCUAGAAAUUCAGUUGCAAAAAGAACGAGACCGACUAGGCGCCAUGAUGCAUCAUUUGCAUAUGGCAAAACAAAUGGCUUCCCCGGAACCGCCAAAGUCAUCCGAGUCAUCGACGGGCUCGAAUUUACCAAAGCUAAAUUUUUCCACCGCACUGAUGAGCCAGCCGCCACCUAAUUUCGGGGUCUCUCAGGUGUCACCGGUAUCCAUGUCCGCGCUGGUGUCCGCCGUGAGGUCGCCCGCGGGUGCUCAGCUACCACCGUCGGGGGCACUUGGCAGUGCCCCGAUGCCGCCACUUUCGACCAUACCCAACAUGUCCAGUUUACCGCCCAUGCCCAACAUGCCUGGUAGCAUGCCGAGUAUGGCUGGUCCAAUCAGACGGCGCAUCAGCGAUAAGUCAGCUCUUUCUUUGGCAGGAGGACUGUAUGACGAGGGCACUGUAAGGCGCAGAGUAGCCGUCGAUAGAUCUGGAAUAGAUAUUAACGAAGGGCUGCCCUACAUGCUGGAGCGUGCUGGCCUUGACGUCCAACAAGAAAUUCAGCGAAAUAGGGAAUUCUACAAGAAUGCAGACGUCAGACCACCGUUCACGUAUGCAUCCUUAAUUCGGCAGUCUAUCAUCGAAUCCCCCGAGAAGCAGCUGACGCUCAACGAAAUUUACAACUGGUUCCAAAACACAUUCUGCUACUUCCGGCGCAACGCAGCAACGUGGAAGAACGCGAUCCGCACCAAUCUAUCAUUGCACAAGUGUUUUGUGCGCUAUGAGGACGACUUCGGGUCAUUCUGGAUGGUGGACGACGCCGAGUUCGUAAAGCGGCGGCAUCUGUCCCGCGGCCGCCCCAGGAAAUAUGACCCAACCCCAUCACCCACUCCACCCCACCUCUCCGCACAGGGUGUACCGUCGAAGAGCCCAACGCUGACGCAUAGUCCUACUAUGUACGGUGACGCGCUUAAUGCCAACCUGCAGUAUUUCCAGGCACUCGGGGAGUCUAACAUGGGAUUUUUGAAUCCGAUGUGCACGUCAACAGCGACAAGUCCUGAUAAGGAACAUGUGUUACCUCAUAAUGACUUAAUGUCGCCGCUGGAUGAACCGGCCGUGCACAUAAAGCAGGAGAGCCAGAGUCCGGAAGGAGGGAAACACACGAGAUUAAUAAAGCGCGAGCUGCCGGACGGCCCCAUGGAGCAUGAAACGGAGGAGGAUCAGGCGGACGAGAGGGAAUACUCGGAGAGCCACGGCCACGACUCCGGCCAGGACGAGGAUAUAGCGGAGGACCUGUCAAUGGCGCCCGACAUAAUGAUCCCGGAGGAUCAGGUCGAGGCGUAGUACCGCCCCGUCGCGAUAAACCGAUAAAGAAAUGAGAAACGUGUAUACAAGGUGUCCCGUUUGAUCCGGUCACGCGAAGAGAGGAGUACCCUUCUACGUUGACCCAGGGUAGAGUAGAGAACGCGGAGGUAUAAAAGAAGUGGCGGAAGAGCGAGUAUACGGAAGCAGAAAUUCGGAAGAGGACGACGAAGGCCCUUCAGGACCACCCACCCCCCUCCACACUCCUCCUUCGUACGAGUUGUACCCCCCUCAACGUAUCAUAUCUGUGCCGCGACGUCCCAAUCGGCGGUACGUUUAAGGUAAACGAAAAGAAGCCAAAACGAAUUUUGUGAAAGGACUCUGACUCGGUUGAGCGACGACGGUGGCGAAGCGGUACGACCACCGGUCGACGACGAUGUAGCGUCGUAAUCUCGACGAUAUUCGGGAGCGAUCUUUCGAUCCAUAUCCUUACUCAAGCAAUUGCGAACAACGAUGUAUUUUAUUUUCCUCUCUCGAUCUUUUUUUCCGUUCCGGAGCCGCGGUUAUAUCUAAUAGACACAUAUACAUAAUAUAUACAUAUAUCUUUCUCUCUCUCUCUAUCUCUUUCUCUCUCUCUCGUGUACAUUGCAUUAGAAAUUAAUGUAGCGACAUAGGGCACUCCGUGCACGGCGCGCCUUGCGGUCGGCGCGCCUUAUCGGGCGCCCCGUAAACGCGACGGAAAGUACCCUUCGCCGGAGGAACUGGUGUGGCUUCGCGAUUAUGCGUUUCGCGCUGGCAUGCCGUGCGUAGAUAUAUACGCGAAACACACUGACAAGUGGACUCCAGCAAGUCUAGCAAGUCCUUAAACUUCUUUGCGUUACAUUGUACCGAACUGAUAACAAUAUAACUUCAUUACAAACGAUUGGAAAUAUAUUGCGCUGCAUGUUAUGCGCGAAAUAUACAUUUCUAUUUUCUACUUUGCGUUUUGAGAAAGUCAGAUUGGUUUUGUUUCUAUCAUGGAUAUAAUUAUCCAAACGCAAGACUAUCGUACAAUGCGAAACAGUGCCAUACUCGUCGGUAUACAUUCAACGAUUUGGAUUUUUUUUCAAAAGGAAAAUAUCGCCGAAAAGCAACACGCGGUUCCGCCGGAGAAGCGAAUCGAUCAGACAGUCCGGCGGGAUUGAAUCUAGGAAAUAAAUCGACGAAGCCGUGGUGGCGGUGGUGGUGGGUACGUACGGGAGCGACUGAGUUUAGUCUUUAAGGCGUUCGCCCAGCGAGCGAAGAGCAAUGUGUUAUUCUCGCGAUUAAGCCGGUCCUCCUACCCUUCGAAGAGGUCCAGUAUCAGACACGCACACGCACGCACGCACGCACACACACACACGCACGCGCGCACAUACACACACACACACACACACACACACACAAAAUUUAAACUAAGAAUUGCAUCCGUGACGAGAUCGGAUGCGUCCCGGCGUACCCGUCCGCUACAUUUGGUAGCACUCUGUAUAGUCUAGCGAAGUUGAUCGUAAGUAGUUUCGUAUUCAUUAAAUGGUAAUUAAACGAUCGAAGGAAGAAGAAGAAAAAAAGAAAAACGGUCAGGAGGCGGUCGAUGUUUGUAAAUGAGCGCUACACGAUACGCGACACGCGCGCGUGCGCGACGAUCUUUCAAAUUAUACUUUCCGAUCGAGCCGGUCAGGAAAUCCGCGAGGCAGAACGUUUAUUAUGUAGGUGUACGUGGCUCCGCGAGAUGAUCGAUGACACUCGAGCGAACGUUUUACGAAUGGGGAUAAGUGGGAAGAUCGCUAACGCGACGUUUUAUAUUGAUGUACCGUAAGUGUAAACCACAAACGGCAAACGAAAUUCCAGAUUCGACGCUAACACGAUCUCGACGGUUUUUUUUUUGUACGAAUUGUACGAUAUAUAUAUAUAUAUUUAACUUCACCGUUUAUAAGGUAUAGGAUAGACUCAGCGCCGUAGCGAGAUGGUGCUUUUCAAGUUUCAACGCGUUGAAAGCUAGCAUUUCAAUGCCUUGGAUGAUUAACAUAAAAAUUUCGAGUUGUUAGGUAUAUUACGCGUUCAAGAUUAUAUUAUAGUUAUUAGCACUUCCUUCUGUGAUACGUGAUGAAUAUAUAGUAAGACCACUAUAUUUAAUUAUAUAUAUAAUAUACAUAUAAUUAAGGGACUUAUAUAUAUAUCUAUACGUUACAAGUCGUUUUUGGUUGCUAAGUCUAUUGUAUAUCAACGUUUCCGAUCAAUUACAGGCAAGUUAAUUAUACGUCACGCUAUUCGAAUGUCGAAAAAAAAGAACAUAUUGCAUAAAACGAUGGCAAGAGGUAAUCACGUUAAUGAUCUCCCUACUUCUCUAAGCAUGAAGUCUAUAAAUAAAUUAAAAAAGGUACUAUGUAUGCAUAUAUACAUAUAUUAAUACGUAUACGUAUCGAAAUUAUAAGGAAUUAGAUGUCGACAUGCCCACUCCCAUCAAAAUUUUUCCCUCAUCCCCCGUCCAAUCCUAGUCCUAUUAUAUGCACACACCACAAUCGAGGCCAGUAGAUUUCUUCUAAAGUGCGCGGUCUCCAUUAUCCCGAAACACAAGAGUAGAAAGCGCGCUCACACAUCGGUAUGGCGAGCACUUUAAAUUGUUUCGGAAUCGAUACGACGUGAAUAAUUCGAAUUUCUCUUGAGCCGUCAGUAUAUAUAUUUGAUUUUUUUAGUUUCCAUAUGUAUUUAACGAUAACACAUUUGUCGAGCUUAGAAGCUAAUUCAAUUGCCACAAGUCGCCUGUGUCACCUCUGCGCAGUGAUUGGUGGAAACGCAAAGCGUAGUUGUAUAUUUUAUUAGAUUGUAACGAGACAUUAUGUGCAAUUUGAAAAAUUAUUUGCAAGGAGUUUGAGCUCUACAAAGUUAUUUUGUAAACAUGAAAUAUUUAAUUUUGUGUUGAUUAGUGUAACUUCGCGACGUCAUCGAGUACCGUGAGAUUUUUUUUUUUUAUGUAAGUUGAAAGGAUCUUCCAUGUUCCUUUGAUACCUAUUAUAUCACAGUUGUCCAAUCGUAGUUUCAGUUGUAACGAUUCUAAUUUUAUUGGCGUUAUGCACAUAGCAAUAAUGGAUAUUGAUGUAUCAGUGCACUUAUGCUGUAGGUAGAAUGCGGAAGUUUGUGAAAUUUUACAAUAAACCUUUUUUUAAGCGAGCGAUAUUAAGACGCGUUUUGAGAUAACAAAAAUGUCAAAAUUGUUGUCUGCAUUAUUGUCUCUUAAACUCUAAAUAACAUCUUUUUCUCUCUAACGUUGUUCUAUUAUUAUUGAAGAAAAUGCAUUUUGGACCACAAUUGGUUUGGAUCUUACAGUAGAAUUUCACGAGCUUUCGCAGUCUAGUUAAAAGAUAAAUGCAAAAGUAAUGUUAAAUUUGAUUAAUGAAUGAAUAUAUUAUACUUCGUCUCUGUUCGUCAGUCUAAGCAGGUAUCUUUUUGAUUAUAAAUAUAAUUGAACUAACGCAAAUUAGACUAUUUCAGUAAACAAUCAAAUAAAAAUAAGAAGAUACUAUAUUAUUGAUAUGAUAUAAAUAUUGAGAAUUUUACAAAUAUUUGAAUUUCAAAUUUUCGACAGUCAAAUUGACCAUACGUGCAUAUAUAGUUUUUAUUACGGCUUUUUAUAUAAAUUGGAUAUUUGUAAUAUAUGCACAGAGCAUUAAUAGCUUCACUCGGUUAUUGCAAGCAUUGUUUUAUCAUUUUUGAUUAAAUAUUAAAGAGACGUUUCUUCACUUCCACAAUUACAAUUGCAAUAUUAUUGUUUGCUGAACACCGACAAAGUAAAUCAUUGUAAAAUUGUAUUACUUUCGCGUUUCGAGUUGUAAGUAAUUUCAAAUCGACAUGGCCCAACUUUAAUUAACAAGACAUAUACAUAUCUGCGUUGUGAGGCUUGACAGAUUUGAAUCGCUGAAUAAUUUAAAACACGAAAUUGAUAUUUCGCAUGUACUCGUCCUGAGUGUAAAAUCUCUGCAGGGUUAAGGAAUAAUUAAAUCACACAUAGAAGGAAAGACAAGCGUGAAGAGCGAGAGAGAAUGCCAAGUGUGUAUGUGUAUGGCUGCAUUUUUUGUGCGCGCGAGGAUGCCGUAUAAACGUUCGGCGGUCACCUGGUUCACCGAUGAAAUUUUGCGAGAUUCAGUGCCGUUUGGGCUUGCUUUCGCGUAAUGGUACUAUUAAUAGACUAAGUCUAUAUGUAUUAUGUAUAAUGAAUUAAGAGAACUUGACACACACGCAAACACACACACAUACAAACGUACACGUGUAUGACAUAUAGAAGACUCUUCUGUAAAUAAUUAAACUCA